CCCCCUCCACCGCCGUCCCCGGAAACGCUUCCUUCCUACGCCGUCGCUGCCGCUGCCUCCGCCGUCGCUGGACCUUUGCCUCUCUAGGCCGGUAGGGCUACUCCUCCAUGGUCCUGUCUGUCAGCGCUGUUUCGGGGGCCAACCGGUGAGACUGGGCCGCGCUCGGACGCUUCGAUCCUCGAGUCCGUCACCGGUGCCAGGGCGGCCUCGGACCCAUGGCGCGGCGGCGCUGACCCAGGCCCCGGGUGGCGGCCGGGCCCCGAGGGCCGGCAUGGCGGGCCAGUUCCGCAGCUACGUGUGGGACCCGUUGUUGAUCCUGUCGCAGAUCGUCCUCAUGCAGACUGUCUAUUACGGCUCGCUGGGCCUGUGGCUGGCGCUGGUGGACGGGCUGGUGCGCAGCACCCCCUCGCUGGACCAGAUGUUCGACGCCGAGAUCCUGGGCUUUUCCACCCCACCAGGCCGGCUCUCCAUGAUGUCCUUCAUCCUCAACGCCCUCACCUGUGCCCUGGGCUUGCUGUACUUCAUCCGGCGAGGGAAGCAGUGUCUGGAUUUCACUGUCACUGUCCAUUUCUUUCACCUCCUGGGCUGCUGGUUCUACAGCUCCCGUUUCCCCUCGGCGCUGACCUGGUGGCUGGUCCAAGCCGUGUGCAUUGCACUCAUGGCUGUCAUCGGGGAGUACCUGUGCAUGCGGACGGAGCUCAAGGAGAUCCCCCUCAACUCAGCCCCUAAAUCCAAUGUCUAGAAUCGGGUCCUUUGGACACCCGGCUGGGCACUUGGCCCCACCCCCCCAACACCUUGGGCUGCUCAGACCCUCCAGUCGAGGUCCAGCCCAGGUCUGAGAGGAACCCUGGAAAUGUGAAGUCUCUGUUGGUGUGGGAGAGAUAGUGAGGCCCUGUCAAGAAGGCAGGUAGCAGUCAGGACCACAACUGCAAGAAUGGCCUCUGUCAGCUGAAGCCUUGCUGUCUGGGAGGUCAGCAAGGGGACCUCUGUCAGGGUAAUAACAGAAUUGGAACCAUGUCAUUCUUGAGCCACCAUACCUGUCACCAGCCUGUUAUUUUAAAAAAGAACCAAAUCAAGGAUAUCUGAUUGGAGCAAACCACUCUUCUAGUCAUCUGUCUUACCUUCCCGGGACAGCUGUUACCUUUGCCAUGUUGCUGAACUGCAGCUAUUCUGUUUGGAGAAACGCUCAGUUUCUGGAUCUGUAGCCACAGAAAGAGACAGAGGUACAAAGUAUUAGGCUGCUGUCAGGGAGAGGAUGAGCAGAUGGAGGCAUCAAGCACGAGGAAAACACACAACCUGUGUCCUGCCACACACCUGUGUGCGCACACCCAUGAACCCAUGACUGACUUUUUUCCAGUUCUCUCUGCUGGGUCCCCACCUGCUGCCAGCGUUCAACAGAGCAGGCCCUAGGACCCAGAGAAGAGUCCCAGCAUCGCUCCUGGUCCACCCCUCGUGACAGAGUCACUGCCUCUUCUCUAGGAAUGACUAGGCACCCCAGCUUCCUCCGGACCUCACUUCUGGCAAUAGUUCCUUUUUCCUGCCUUCCUGGGAAUUCUGCGGUGGGAAGGGUAUGAUGGGUACCCAGAGACAGGAAGCCCAGCCUUCCAACUUGGGUUGUGCUGAUAGUGCUGAGGGAGAUAGGAAUUUGCUGCUAAGAUUUCUCUUUGGGGUGGCAUGUCCUCUGUGAGGGGCUUGCAGCUAUCCCUCCUAUGUACAUAAAUACAGUAUUUUCCAUGGUUCUGCCUGUGCUUACUUUGUCCUGCCAUGGUUGGGCCGGUGAGAGCCCUGCAC
Molecule: messenger RNA, 1791 nt
Organism: Neomonachus schauinslandi (Hawaiian monk seal)
Lineage: Eukaryota; Metazoa; Chordata; Mammalia; Carnivora; Phocidae
Gene: SYS1
Product: SYS1 golgi trafficking protein
Exons: 4
Coding region: 272-742 (156 amino acids)
Biological process (GO): Golgi to plasma membrane protein transport; protein localization to Golgi apparatus; Golgi to endosome transport
Cellular component (GO): trans-Golgi network; Golgi membrane
Source: RefSeq, a predicted model, not a curated record